UCUGUGAAAACGUAGGUUUGUUAAGAGACCAACAUGUGCUCUCCUGCCAGUUCCAAAAUCCUAUAUAGGAAUCCCCGGUUUCUGCGGUUGGCUUUUGUGCAGCUUCAUCACCAGCAACAGAGCGGUGUGUUCUGCGAUGUCCUUCUACAGGCGGAAGGUGAGGCAGUUCCAGCCCAUUGCUGCAUCCUGUCAGCCUGCAGCCCCUUCUUCACAGAGCGCCUGCAGCGGGAGAGGCCAGCUCAGGGUCGGAAGGUGGUCCUGGAGUUGGGGGGCUUGAAGAUCAGGACACUCAGGAAGCUGGUGGACUUCUUGUAUACCUCAGAGAUGGAAGUAUCUCGAGAAGAAGCCCAGGAUGUGCUUUCUGCUGCCCGUCAGCUCCGUGUCUCUGAGCUAGAAUCCCUUCAGCUAGAGGGUGGGAAGUUGGUGAAGGCCCCCCCGGGCCGAAGACUGAACCGGGAGUGCUUACAACCUCCAAGUCCUGCACCAAUCUCUGCCAGGGUGCUGGCAUCCACCCGCCGCCCUCGGACUCCACUGCCUGUGACCCAGACUCCUUGUCCUCUUGGACUAGUGAGAUUGAAGUCCUUGGGAAAGGAGGAGGGGCCCCUGGAGAAAAGCAACCAACAGAACACAGAGAACUCGUCUGGCAAUCUUCUGCUCAAGAGGAAGGCCAGAGCUUGCCCAACUCCACAAGAAAAAAGCUCUUCACCAUCAAGCCACAGUCAGGGACCUAAAGAGAACAAGAGCGACUCUGCCCUUGCUCCUACAGCAGUUUCCCCGCCUGGUAUGUACCCCUCUGUGGAUGAGCGACUAUUGCCCAGAAAGAUCAGGCUGAGUCGCUCAAAACCAUCUCCUGAUGUCUGUACAUCCAAGCCUUCCAGCACUGUGAGCGGACCCAGCUCAGUACCGACAGCCCCUGGCCGGCGUCUUUGGCGGCAGAAGAGUAUAAAUAAAGGACCAGAAGACAAGGAGAAGCCAGGGAGAGCUAGUCCUCUCCAAAGCAUCCCAAGCCCAUCUGGUCUUGGAAACACAGGUGGGAACAAGAAGCGGAGCCCUGAAGUCAGGGCACCAAACUCAGACUCUGCAGAGGAGGGGCAGGUUGGAAGGGUGAAACUUCGGAAGAUUGUCAACGGGACGUGCUGGGAGGUGGUACAAGAGCCUCCCCUCAAAAACUCUCAAGAGAGCCCUCAGAUCCCAGAACCUGAAAGCUCCGAAGAGCCUGCAGGGACGCAGCCAUCCUCCGUGAACCAGCAGGAAAUGUUAUCUGCCCGAGUAGAUCUGUGUCAGGACUCCCCCGUGUGCUCCAGGCUACAAGAUCUCCUGCUCUCUGCUAGCCACUCCCCAGACCACCCAGUGGCAAAGUCUGAGUUUGGGUCCAGUCCAGAGCCGGUAGGGAAGGAGCCCGGGUUGGAUAUGGACUGCAGAGAGCACUACGCGUUUGACACAGCCCUGCUGGGGCAGCCGUGCGAGGCUGAGGAGUACCGCAUCACCAGUGCCGCUGCCACCAGUGAGCUGGAGGAGAUCCUGGACUUCAUGCUGUGUGGCUCAGACAUUGAGCCCCGCACAGGGUCUCUGGAGAGUCCUGGAGCCGAGGGCUGCAGGACCCCUAAUUAUCACCUGGCAGAUACAGGAAAGAACUGGAUCGAAGGGGAGGAAUGGUGUCUGCCAGACAUGGAACUCUGGCCCAGGGAGCUCACAGGAUUGGAAAAGGAACCUGUUGGGGAGAACAAAGAGCCAACAGAGCCCUUUAGCCCCCUUGUCAUGCCCUCUGAGAACAAAGAGCCAGAUGAGUCCCUCAGCCCCCUUGUCAUGCCCUCUGAGGUGAGUGAAGAGGGGGUACUUUCAGUAGGAAGCCCUUGGACUCCGGAUCUGGAAAUUACCAGUUCCCAGCCACUGGAUGGUCAGAGAGAGAAGCUUCUCCACAUUGACUCUCUCGACGUUCCCCAAAGGUCCUAUGAGGAUCUCUCACCUCCCUGUUCAAACUGGAUGGACGCUAGGCCGGAAGUGUCCCUAAGUAUGGAUGAGGUAUUAUACCCUGCUCCAGAGGCAGGCAAGGAGGAACUUGGCAACUCCGGAUUGUUGGACCCACUUCCUGCCAGCUCGGAAGAGGAAGAGAUUGAUGUUGUGGACUGGACGUCAGAGGGGAGGCUGGUGCCCACGGGUAUUCCUUCUGUGUGGCCCGACCCUUCCUCAGAGUCAGACACAGAGGUAGACAUACUAACGUAGAACAGGUAGUGCAGGUUAGCGGCAGGGGGAGGGUGGGAAAUGUUGACUAGCAAAAGGUGUAUUGGUAGAGGCUAGCACAUGCCCUGUCCCCUUAGCAGGAGAGGCAGGUGUGCUCCCAGGUCUUGGUCGGUCCCUUCCUCUCCUCCCCAGGUUUUGGGAGCCAAGCAGAAGUAGUACCAUGGGUACAGAAUUAUGAACCUGAACCAUCUUAUUUCUUUGUAAUCUAUUUUCCAGUUAGUGAUAAACAAGUCAAACUAUAAACUGUGUGGUCCCCAAAUCUACUAGGUCAUAAAUAACCAACGCCAGGUAUCCUAAGUCAUAAGACCUCUAGUCACUGCUAGUUUAAUAAUAAAUCAGAAAAAAACACCCUCUGAAACAAAGCGUUUCAGAAGGUUCGAAACAGUGCUGGGGUGGGACAACUGGGUAAGAGUGACAGGACAUUUUCCAGUACCUACUGUGGGGCUUAUUCAAUCCAUUAUUGAAGUUCUAGUCAAACCUCUGCAGGGGCCAAAAAGAUAGAACUCCCAU
This is a messenger RNA of Panthera uncia (snow leopard), 2751 nucleotides long. RefSeq names its product BTB domain containing 18 (gene BTBD18). The transcript has 2 exons. The coding region runs from base 34 to 2223 and encodes 729 amino acids. The record is from RefSeq and is a predicted model, not a curated record. Gene Ontology annotation, biological process: positive regulation of transcription elongation by RNA polymerase II. Lineage: Eukaryota; Metazoa; Chordata; Mammalia; Carnivora; Felidae. Gene Ontology annotation, molecular function: protein binding.